Caenorhabditis sp. 36 PRJEB53466 is the source of this 1873-nucleotide messenger RNA. NCBI's taxonomy places the organism in Eukaryota, Metazoa, Nematoda, Chromadorea, Rhabditida, Rhabditidae. The record is from the annotation of a GenBank genome assembly.
AUGAACCGGAAUUUAUUCAUCUUUCUGCUUUUUUCCAUCAUCGGCGUCACGCAUGGUCUAGGUAUUAUAGUGUUCACAAAAACGUUGCGAAAACGUCGUUUUGAACGCAGAUUGCACUCAAAUCCCGGAUUCGGCAAUCAAAAACGGAUAUCAUGUGGUUCUGCCGUUGAACUCGCCAGCUCCAGCGUUUCUACCGCCUAAUUUCAACUGUACUUAUCUGGUAAACUUGUUACACUUUCAAGAAAGUCUAUUAUUCUUUUUUUUACAGAUAAAAGUGUUCGAAAUGCAAUACGCCACAAUUACUCUCACAAAUGGCUUACUCGGAAGCAACGAUUUUAUCAUUGUGGAUGAAGGAUUCGGGAAACGGACUACUGUCACGAGGUACCGUAUUCAAAGCAAUGUAUCUCGGCUGUUUGUAGAGAUAUCGAAAUGUGGUCAACUGAUAAAAUGUACACAAUGUCUUGAUGAACAUUUUAUCAGUUGACAACUUUUUGAUAUCUUUAUCGAUAGCUGAGAUAUAUCAAUUUGAAUAACGAAUCGUAGUGGUCCCAACUCUUUUCAGCCGUUCCUCCUACUCUCUCACUUUUUACGUCUUCCCAAACACGACGGCAAGUGUGCAAGUGACCACAAAAAGUGUGAACAUGUACUCUCGAUUCCUCAUCGAUAUCGACUACGAGAAAAGUAAUUAUUAUCUUGGGAGAUGGCCUGAAAAUCAGCAGACUUGUCAAAUCCCGGGCCGGGCCAGCAAAUCGUCGGCCCGGAAGUUAGACCUCAAAAAAAAUAUGCAAAAAAAAUAUGAAGGAAGAGGAAAACGCGUGCGGCAAAAUUGCUAAAAUGGCGUGCCAGAGUUGCAAUCAAUCGCUCCGCCCACUCUUGAGAAAAUUUUCGUAAUUUUUGUGAAAAUUUUGCGACUUUAAACAGCAAUUUCUAUUUUUUAGCAGGUUUUUAUGCUAUAACAUUGCCUUUUUAAGUCUAUAAAAUUUUAAGUCUAUAAAAUUAUGUUCGUUUCGAAGUUCUAGUUCGCUUUGAAUUUUUAGGUGCAUCCUCCCGGGCCGACCGGGCCGGAAAAUUUCCAAUUUUGGUCCGGCCCGGCCCGUUGCAAGUCUGAACAUCAGUUUUUCAGUGUUUGCUCCGUAUGCGUUCCCUCUUCAAAAGUACGAAGUUAUGAAUUAUUAUUCGCUGAGAAAACUGCAAGUUCCCAAUUAUUACAACCCGCAGACACUGUACUCUAAAGAACCGGUACACAUUGUGGCCCAACUGCUUCUCUCCCACUACAACUUUCCGUUUCAGAUCCAUCUCUCGCUUGCUCAGGCCAACUGGCCGGCCACAAUCUUUGACAACUAUUUCGUGAUUGACGGAGACUUCAACACACCCGUUUCGAUCCAUAGACUCUCGGAAUUCGUGGACGCUUCCUUUGUGACGACUACGAAUAACAUCACGCUUCUCGGAUUGGAUAAAACCGUUUUGGACUUUGCAAUCGUUCUGAAUCCUCUGUCAGAAGCCGUCAAGUUCGAUGCUCUGAGGGCGGAGAGCUCAUUGAAGGCUAUUCAUCGAGUCACGAUUGAUGCGAUGAACUCAAAGAAAGCGGUGGAGUUUGUGAGCGUCAAUUCUAACCAAAUAACUCUAACUUCGAUUGGGUUUAGCAAUGUGAGCUCCUGUGCUUUGUCUCCCGAAAUACAAUUGAAAUACUAUCUUACAGUACUUCCCGAACCGGACCGCAAAAAUUGUGACAGGACCUCCGAACAGUUACAGCGAGUUGGUGUUGGAUAUGGUCAACGAUGAGUACAUUCAGCCGUUCCCCAUUCCAUUGCGAUACUUCACACUGAUUCUGGAGAACUGUUCGUUGACUUUCAGCCUUUGGUCACCGAGCUGA